CGCCGCCGCGUUCCUGGCCGCUCUCCCAGCGCCGGUGCCGCCGCUUCCUCCGGGAGCUGCCGGCGGGGGAAGCCGCGGGGAGGGCUCCCAAGGGCUUCUCCUCCUCUCGCCGGGUUAUUUUUUCCGGUGCUCUCUCCAGCGGGGGAGGUGGGAAGAGCCAAAGGCGGCGGUACCCCCUUCCCGCCCCCCCCUCUCCGCCGCAGCACAUGGGAAGCAAAAGUUUUCCUCCUCCUCCUCCUCCUCCUCCUCCUCCUGCUGCUGCUGCCGCCGCUGCCGCUGCUCGGUGCCCUCCGCCCGCUGCCCUCGCCCCGCAGCCCCCCGAGGAUGCGGCGGCUCCGCUCGGACCCCGAUGUCGCGAUGGAGGAAUAGAGCCCGGCAGGAGCCGCGGCAGGGCGGGCAGCGAGCGAAGGCGACACCGCCAGCGCAUCUCCCGGGGACGUCUGCGGCCCCGCGGGGCACAGGAGCUGUCGGGAUAAAGAACCAGAUGCUUUAGCGCUGCAGCCGCGCUCCGGCCCCGCCAUGGGCACCGGGAUGUGCUCCCGGCGGCAGAAGGGGCUGCUGCAGACCGCCUUCUGCCUGCUCACCCUGGCCUGCCUGGCCUCCGGGGUCUUCCUCUACAGCCACUUGCAGCAGAAGGUGCGGAACGCCGAGGCGCUGGCGCAGAAAUACAAACAGCAGCAGGAAGCGCUGUCAGCCCAGCUGCAGGUGGUGUACGAGCACCGCUCCCGGCUGGAGCGAUCCCUGCAGAAGGAGCGAGGGGAGCACAAGAAGACCAAGGAAGAUUUUCUAGUGUACAAGUUAGAAGCUCAGGAAGCUCUCAACAAGGAGAAGCAAGACUCCAUGAACAGAUAUGGGGCCCUGAGUUCCCAGCACAAGAUCCUGAAGAACCAGCACGAUGAUGUCAAGAAGCAGCUGCUGGACCUGCAGCUGCAGCACAACAGCCUGAGGCUGGAGCACAGGAAGAGCCUGGAGAGCCACAGCCAGAAACUCAGCCAGCUGCAGCAGGAGAGGGACAGCGAGGUCACCAGCCUGCAGGACACGGUGUUUAAACUGAGAGAAGAGAGCAAGCUGCUGAGGAAAGCUCACCAGGAGGUUCACUCCCAGCUCCUCAGUGCCCAGGCACAGAUGGAAGAGUUCAGGCAGCUCAAGGAAGCUCUCCAGAAGAUGCCAGGCUUGAGAGGAGGAGGAGGAGGAGGAGGGAGGGGGCAGCAGCCCUUGGUGCCAGCCAGCAGCCAGCUGCAGCCAGGGAGGCAGAAGGAUCUCCAUCCCGUGCUGCCCUCGGUGGUUCCUGGCUCUCAGCAGCUGCCAGCACCAGGUUCCUCUGGCCCCAGAACCCGAGCCCAGGAUGCCAAUUCUGUGCCAGGAGCUGUGCCAGGAGCUGUGCCAGCUGUGCCAGGGGCUGUGCCAGGGGCUGUGCCAGCCUGGCCCCGCUUCACCCGCACCAUGAACAGCCUGCCCAGCCCUGAUGUGAGGAUGAUGAUGCACAUCCAGGUGAGGAGCCACGAGGGGAGCCAAGCUCCUGGGCUGUCCCUGCCUGAGCCAGGACAAACCUCUCCAGCAGGAAAACCCCCAGUGCCAGGCAGCCAGCCCUCAGCAGGGAACAGCCAGCUGCAAAUGCACAGCUGGAAGGAUCUUGUCAGCAAAGUGAACGCCCAGAUGGAUGAAGAACAAGCACAGGGGCACCCCAAGAGCCCCCAGUUUGCCCCCAGGGGUGGGCAGGGGGGCAGCCCCCAGCCCCCCAGCCCCAGGAGAGGGGCAGAGACGGCAGCAGAGAGGGAGAGGAUGGACGAGGAGGAGCUGCAGAUGGAUGCAGGAGUGAUCAACAGGGAGGACAAGGUGCACUCACAGAAGGAGCCCGUGGUCCAGGAGCCCAUGAUGCCAGAUGAUGCUGCAGAUCCUGCCCAGGACCCCAAUAACCAAGGUGAGGACGAGUUUGAGGAGGCUGAGCUGGAGAGACCUGACUUUGAGGAGAAGGUGGGAGGCUCAGAGAAGUUCAAGGAGCCCAGUGUUAAAGAGGAGCCAAAGGAGAAGCCACCAAAGGAUGCUGGCAGACCUGCCAAGCCCAGGGAAGAUCCACUGGAGGACUACCAGGAAGAUCAGGAGCAGGAAAUUGAGGAUCCUGGAGGGGAGGUGGAUGACAACGAUGACCUGGAGCUGGUGCAGGAGCGGAAGGAGCGAGCGGGGAUGAGGGGAGCUGGUGGCAAGAAGGAUGAUUACUUCUGAGAGCUGCUGAGGAAAGCUGGACACUGCAGGAACGAGGGGAUGGGAGCUCCUCCUGGGACCUGGCUCCCCAAAUCAGCACUGCCCAGAGCAAAGGCAGGAGGAGGGAGCUCUCUGCAGGGUUUGCAGAGCAGAAUUCCAUCUGGGAAUGGGGUCCUGCUGCCCCCCGGGAGAUCUCUCCAGGGAAGGAUCUUACCCUGCUGCUUUUCUUACAAGCACUUUUUGAUUUACUGUGUUCUUCACCCUCUUGUUUUUCACAUCCCCUUUCAAAGCUGGAGAGGGGUUUUUUGGUUGGUUUUGGGGGGUGUUUUUUACCCCCCUGGGGUGCCUGAGCUGGUCCCUGGACUCACUCGACUGAUCUCUAAUACAAAGGAAUCUGUCUUCAUAAAUUA
This is a messenger RNA of Oenanthe melanoleuca, 2612 nucleotides long. RefSeq names its product Golgi integral membrane protein 4-like. The coding region runs from base 520 to 2223 and encodes 567 amino acids. The transcript has 14 exons. Lineage: Eukaryota; Metazoa; Chordata; Aves; Passeriformes; Muscicapidae. The record is from RefSeq and is a predicted model, not a curated record. Gene Ontology annotation, cellular component: Golgi apparatus; Golgi membrane.